AGUUGACUGAAAGGAUCGCAAAUGGGCCUAGACUUAAAAUUCCAAAAGUAAUCGAUUCUAGUAUCGAAUCUAUGACAGAGUCAGAGGAUGAUGACUGUCCAGGUCCAUCUCAACAGAAGAGGAAGCUGGAGGAAGAACAACAUCUUAAUAAAGAAAAGACUAUCACAGCAAAGAAAAGUAAAGAUGCUGCCUUGAAAAAUAUCAUGGCUAAAAAGAUUAACGAGAGGAGCAACUCCUCGUCAUUUGCCUCAAGUAUGAGUACAAGUAAGACUACAAAAACGGCUGUAGUAAAAAAGACGAACACAACGACCACCACUCCUGUCAUCCCUUCCAAUUCUUCCAAUUCUUCCUGUGCAAACUGUAAGAUUCAGUCUUCAAAACUAAAAAAACUGACUGAAAAAAACGAAUCCCUCGAGGAAGAGGUGGCCCGUCUAUCUGAAUUAAACAGGAGGCUCCAAGUUGAGGUCUUGGACAAGUUUAAUACAGUGACUGGAAUAAGCACAGCUACGACUGGAAGAACUUCCCAGACGGGCCAGACCCCAGGCAUUUCAGCUGCAGAUGAUCCAGCUAGGAAAGAUUCAGAAGUCAAAUAUAUGGCUCAAGACGGACAGGUUUCCUUGGGGGAAGGAAUAAAAAUCCCGAAGGAAAAGUUCGAUACAAUUGCUAGUGAGACUCGCAAUUCUUUAGUCGUCAAGAACAUGGCCGUCGCCAUAUGGGGGACAGAGACUUUGAGGAAUCGAUCAGUCACUGGAAAGGCAAGCAAUCGGUUCAAGGAAAGGCAGCCUCUUCCAGCUCUAGAACCUGCAAAGGUCAAGGCUCUGAAAGAUUUCUUCGAAUAUCAUCUGGGGAAGCAGCCCCUUCAACCUGCAGAAAAACACAAAGAAAUGAAGGAAUUCUCAAGGUACCUAAGGGAAAAAAUUCAAGACCUGAAACCGAAAAAAUUGGCUCCGACGGUUGCUGAAGAUCAGUAAUAUUCUUUUUCCCCCUCUAACUUGAAAUACCCCCACCCAUCUAACACCCUGUUCAUUUAAUUGACAUGACAUAUUAGAACCCAUUUUUAUAU
This is a messenger RNA of Lytechinus pictus (painted urchin), 1063 nucleotides long. RefSeq names its product BEN domain-containing protein 5-like. The record is from RefSeq and is a predicted model, not a curated record. Gene Ontology annotation, molecular function: DNA binding. The transcript is spliced from 5 exons. Gene Ontology annotation, biological process: negative regulation of DNA-templated transcription. Lineage: Eukaryota; Metazoa; Echinodermata; Echinoidea; Temnopleuroida; Toxopneustidae. The coding region runs from base 72 to 971 and encodes 299 amino acids.